Molecule: messenger RNA, 288 nt
Organism: Colletotrichum costaricense
Lineage: Eukaryota; Fungi; Ascomycota; Sordariomycetes; Glomerellales; Glomerellaceae
Exons: 2
Coding region: 1-288 (95 amino acids)
Source: RefSeq, a predicted model, not a curated record
AUGAACGGAUUCGCACGGAGCUCUGACUUAUGGGGACUGGCACUAAGUCAAAGUCGCCAUCGCGCUUCCAUGAUGCGUCAUGAAGAAGCUUGGAAGAUCAAGAAAGUCGCAAUCCUUGGCAGCCGUCACAAAAACGUCGCAGCGCUCGUCAGGGCCUAUACCUCGGAUCCCAUCCACAUCGGACUGUUGGUCAACAAAUCUAGGCUCCAGGAAGAUGGUCCCUCACUUCUAGCAAAUAGAACCAAAGCCGGUAUGGUCCUGGACAUGACCCUAAACUGCCCCAGGUAG